Molecule: messenger RNA, 704 nt
Organism: Elgaria multicarinata webbii
Lineage: Eukaryota; Metazoa; Chordata; Lepidosauria; Squamata; Anguidae
Gene: DYNLRB1
Product: dynein light chain roadblock-type 1
Exons: 5
Coding region: 23-313 (96 amino acids)
Biological process (GO): microtubule-based movement
Cellular component (GO): cytoplasm; cytoplasmic dynein complex; centrosome
Molecular function (GO): dynein intermediate chain binding
Source: RefSeq, a predicted model, not a curated record
UGUGUCUCCCGCUUCCUGCAACAUGGCUGAGGUGGAAGAAACCCUGAAGCGAAUUCAGAGUCAAAAGGGAGUCCAAGGAAUCAUUGUUGUUAAUUCAGAAGGUAUUCCCAUCAAAACCACGAUGGAUAACUCCACUACGAUGCAGUACGCAGGUUUAAUGCACAACUUAAUAAUGAAGGCAAGGGGCACCGUGCGAGACAUUGAUCCCCAGAAUGACCUCACAUUCCUACGGAUUCGCUCCAAGAAAAACGAGAUCAUGAUUGCACCAGAUAAAGACUACUUCCUAAUUGUCAUUCAGAAUCCUACAGAGUGAACGCUUCCCUGGCUCAUCUACAAUUCCUUAUACCUAAAUGUAUAUUUUAUUUAAUAUCCCCAAAAAGCUAUUAGUAAUUAUUUGUUUGUGCCAUAUUAAUAAUGUUUGAGAAAACUUUGUUUUUUUUAAAAAAAAACUGUUAAGCAUAGAUUCUUCAGAUAAUUAAAAUGUCAUUCCAUGGAGAAGACAGACAAUGAAAUCAGGAUGACUCAGGUGUCAAAGAUUGAAGGGUGUCUUUAGAAUUGAAAACAACUUUACAUAACUUUUGUCAGAAACAUUUCUAAUAACUGUAAAUUAAUUUUUCCUUUUGUCUCCUUUUUAUUUUGUCACUUAUUUAAAUUUGGAAGAGGCUAUUUCUUCUGAAAUGAAUUAAAAUAAUCAAAGAAUCGUU